Nicotiana attenuata is the source of this 729-nucleotide messenger RNA. RefSeq lists its product as uncharacterized. The transcript is spliced from 2 exons. The coding region runs from base 1 to 729 and encodes 242 amino acids. The record is from RefSeq and is a predicted model, not a curated record. NCBI's taxonomy places the organism in Eukaryota, Viridiplantae, Streptophyta, Magnoliopsida, Solanales, Solanaceae.
AUGGACAUCUGGAGAGCAGUGGAUGCUUUUUAUAAAAAAGGCUGUUUUGUCAGAAUCUUAAACUCCACUUUCAUUGCUCUAAUCCCUAAAAAGAAAGGAGCAGAGGAGAUUAAAGAUUUCAAAUCCAUCAGCCUGCUGGGUAGUAGUGUAUACAAAAUAUUUUCAAAAUUAGUGGCAGAAAGACUUAAGAAGGUUAUAAAUAGUCCGAUUUCCCCUAAUCAGAAUGCUUUCAUCAAAGGAAGACAAAUUACUGAUGCUGCUUUGGUUGCCAAUGAGAGCCUUGAUAACCUGAUGAAAAGGAGGAAAAAAGGGGUGGCCUGCAAGCUUGAUUUAGAAAAAGCGUAUGGUCAUUACAAUGUUGAGGAGAGCGGAAAGUUUGGAAUGGUUAAAGGGGCUAAGAUUGGCAAGACAGAUCAAGAAGGCAUGAUGCUUACUCAUAACUUAUAUGCAGAUGACUCUCUCCUAUUCUGUGAAGCUGAUAAAGCUCAAAUGCUAUAUUUGAGAGGGGUGCUCCUGUGUUUUGAGGCUGUUACUGGACUAAAAGUUAACUUGGCUAAAAGUAGUAUUUUUAGCAUCAAUGCUGAUGAGUGUGUUGAGGAUCUGGCAAAUAUAACGGGUUGCAGACUAGAGAAAUUGCCCACUGCUUACCUGGGACUUCCACUAGGGGUGAAGAGAACGGAUAAGAAUAUUUGGCAAGGGGUUAUAUUGAUAGAUGUAGCAAGAAGCUAA